GAAUGAAAAUUAUUCCAACAAAUUAGUUGCAAAUUUUUCUCUUUUUUCCGUUUCUUUAACUUUUUCAUCCCUUUCUUUAACUUUGUCUUGAACAAUCAAGAUUUUCUUCGAUUUGUUGAUCUGCUUUUACCUAUUAGCUGAUCUCUGCUCUCGAAAAUAUUGGGGUUGGGAUGAGCUGCAGCUCAUGGCCGGAAUUCCCUAUUAAAACUUUUCAAGCAUCGAAUUUUGACGAGAUGGGCUGCUUUGAAUGGAUAGGAACACGCUUCUGAUGGUCGAAACUCGUCAUAUAUAUGUAUGUAUAUUGCGUAGCUGAAGAGUUUUUUUUUGCUGAGUGAGUCGAAAAAUGGGUUGUUUUCCCUGCUUCGGAUCAUCGAAGACGGAAGUAAAUAGUAGUAGCAAUGGAGUCAAAGAAGUGUCAAAGAAGGAUUCUGUUAAAGAGGGUUCAGCAGCUCAGUCCAAUUCUAAUGUAAAUAGAGUGAAUUCAGAUAAACCAAGACUUCGGACUGGUAACGAUUCGAAGAAAGAAAUGACAAUUCCGAAAGAGCCAAAUAUAGCUGCACAAAUAUUCACAUUUCGUGAGCUUGCUGCAGCGACAAAGAACUUUAGACCAGAGUCCUUGCUGGGUGAAGGUGGGUUUGGACGUGUUUACAAAGGUCGACUAGAAAGCACAGGACAGGCUGUUGCAGUUAAGCAGCUUGAUCGGAAUGGCCUUCAAGGGAAUCGAGAGUUUUUGGUGGAGGUUCUCAUGCUUAGCCUCUUGCAUCAUCCAAAUUUUGUCAACCUGAUAGGGUAUUGUGCUGAUGGUGACCAACGUCUGCUAGUAUAUGAGUACAUGCCAUUGGGAUCGCUGGAGGACCAUUUACAUGAUGUUCCACCGGAUAAAGAACCUUUGGACUGGAAUACAAGGAUGAAGAUAGCUGCCGGUGCAGCAAAGGGAUUAGAAUACUUGCAUGACAAAGCGAAUCCACCUGUCAUUUACAGAGACCUAAAAUCUUCUAACAUUCUUCUUGAUGAGGGUUAUUUCCCAAAGUUGUCUGAUUUUGGGCUUGCGAAACUGGGGCCCGUUGGGGACAAAACCCACGUCUCUACGAGGGUGAUGGGAACAUAUGGUUAUUGUGCCCCAGAGUAUGCUAUGACUGGUCAGCUCACCCUAAAAUCUGAUGUCUACAGUUUUGGAGUUGUCUUCCUCGAAAUCAUCACGGGGCGUAAAGCUAUCGACAACAUGAGAAGUGCGGGGGAGCAGAAUCUCGUCGCAUGGGCGAGACCGCUUUUCAAGGACCGAAGAAAGUUUCCAAAAAUGGCAGAUCCUCUACUGCAAGGCCGUUACCCUAUGCGUGGACUCUAUCAGGCACUAGCAGUGGCAGCCAUGUGCUUGCAAGAGCAAGCAGCCACGAGGCCUCUAAUUGGUGAUGUUGUUACUGCUUUAACAUAUUUGGCCUCACAGAGUUAUGACCCCAACGCACCCGGCUCCCAGAGCAGAGGAGGCUCGGGUACGCCAAGGCACAGGGAUGUGCGCAGGAAUAUAUCUGAUGCCGACAGCCUGGAAGAUGUGGGGCGAGGUGGCCACUACGGAUCACCUUCUGCACACAAGAACUCUCCCAAUUUCAGGAUGAAAGACUCGGCUGGAGACUUAAAUGCAGGUGCAGAGUUGCGGAGGAUCGACACAGGGGGCGGGUCAGGCCGGAGAUGGGGCGUGGACGAGCCGGACCGCUCUGACUCUCAAUGGGGGAGCCCUGCCAAUGGUGGUCGAACAAGAGAGACUCCGAAGAACCGGGACCUGGACAGAGAGCGGGCUGUUGCUGCUGCGAAAGUGUGGGGAGAGAACUGGAGGGAGAAGAAGCGGACGAAUGGAUCAGGGGACGACGUUGUGUGAAUAAAAUCCUUUGAAUUUGUGAAUCAUUGUUACCUGCUGGUGUUUGGCCGGAAAGGCUACAAUAUAUUGAUGAGCCUUUGUGGUUGGAUUUUCGUGUAUGAAAAUGUUGGUUGAAGAUUUGAUAGGGAGAAUGUUUUGCUCUCAUGUUUGUCUUUGUUGCAUGGAAAUUAAAAAUCUCCAAUCUUGUCUUUUCCCCACACACAGUUGCUAAUAUGUGUGUCAUGCUUUUGGACUUCA
Salvia hispanica is the source of this 2110-nucleotide messenger RNA. RefSeq names its product serine/threonine-protein kinase PBL27-like. The record is from RefSeq and is a predicted model, not a curated record. Gene Ontology annotation, molecular function: ATP binding; protein kinase activity. Lineage: Eukaryota; Viridiplantae; Streptophyta; Magnoliopsida; Lamiales; Lamiaceae. Gene Ontology annotation, biological process: protein phosphorylation.